AUGAUGCCUGGUCAUCAUCCUCAUGUAUCACAAUCUAAAACAACAAGUCCAAUAACAAAUUUUACAUGUGUUUGGAAUACAAACAAAUCAACAAUUACAGUUUAUAUUGAAUCGAAUGAACCAAUCAAAGGAAUGUUUAUACAAGGACGAAAAUUAAAUACAGAUUUUGCAAUUGGUACAUUUGAAACUCCAUCGAAUAUGCAUUUGGUUGAUUGUAACACUGUUGAAUCAAAAACGAAGCAGGUGAUUUGUUUACAAGGUACAAUUGAUGAAAAUGUUGAUCGUAUUCGAAUGCUUGAUAAUCAUUAUAAAGCUGUCGAUGAUGAAUUAGCAUCAACGCAACGUUUACUAGCUGCUCAUCAUAUCAAAACGACAACAGACAAUAUGUUAAUUGAAAAUGAUAAAAUUGAAAUAAAACGAUUAAAAUUUCAAAUGAAAACGAUUGAUCAUGAUUUAACAAAAUUUAGUAAACGAAAACUAAAAUUUGAAAAAGAAAUCAAUAUAUUGUCGGAAAAGAUAAAAAAAAUAACAAACGUAGCCGUUGAUGAGCAAGAGAUAUUAGAAAAAUUUAUCAAUUUUCUAAAGAAACGAGAUGAUGAAACGAUUCAUCUGAUGAAAUACACUCGACAAGAUGAUGCGAAAAUUAAGGAGUUAAUUGUAGAAGCUGAAAGAUUAUCAGAAAAAUCAUGUAAAAUAAAACGAGCGGCUGAAGAAGAAACAAUGUCUUUUUCCAGUCUUCAGGUGGAAUUAGACAAAUUGGCUGAUACAUUUCGUCGCUCACACAAACAACGACAAGUACUCAUCCGACGUUGGGAAACAAUUAUUAAACAAAUGCAACGAAAAGAUCAUGAUAUCGAUGUUCUAGCAGUAGAAUUAGUUCAAAUCAAAGCUGAAGUACGUACUAAAGAAACAAAAUUAAAUGAAAGAAAAGCAUUUUAUUCGUAUGAACAACAUAAUAAUCGAACAACAGAAAAACAAAUCGAGUUUAAUAAUGCUAAAAUAAUAAAAUUAAAACAAAAACAUCAAUAUCUAGAAGAACAUCGGGAAAAUUUUGAAAAUGAGAUGUUAUCAUUGAAAAAUUAUGUGACCAACAUAAAUAAUCGUUUAGAAAAAGAACGAAUCACACUUAAAGAUAUUAAAACAGAAAUUAUGUUUAAAUUACAAGACUUACAACAAGCAAAACAACGAAAAGAACAAGUAAUUAAUCAUAAACGUGAAGUACUAAAUGAAAAAUUGACGUCAGAAGAAAAAUUAACAAAGUUUGAAAAUUUAAUCGAACAAGAACAACAUCGUCUAGAACAAUUAGACAAUGAAUAUAAAAAAUUAUCCGAACAAUCAUUUUUAUCUAAUCAAGAAAUAGUCGUUUUAAAAACAACGGAAAAAAAGUUAAAUGUUAAUAUUCAUUCGUUUGUUGUUCAUUUACGAAAUAUUAAAAGUCAAAUGGCUAAAAUUGAUCAACAAGCAUUAAAACAUCAAGAAUUAUUGUAUCAUUUGGAGUUUGAUCUUCAAGGCGUUGAACGACGUGUAACUCGUGUGCUUGGCGAGAAAAGUAGUGAAAAAUAUGCGGAAUCUGAUUCAAAAAUUCGUGAUUUACAAACACAAUAUAAAGAGAAAAAAUCUGGUCUUGAAUUAUUACAAACACAAAUAAAAAUUUUAAAUGAAGAAUUGCGUACAACAAGACGUGAUUUAGAACGUUUAACAAGUGAAAAAACCAUUCUAAAUGGAAAAUUUAUGGAAUUUGAUUUAUAUAUAACAUUAUCGGAGAAAAUAGAGAAAAAAUUAAUUAAUGACAAAGAAGAUUUUCUUGUCGAAGAAAAUUUAUUAAAAGUUGAACUAAAACGUUUAAAAAAUAUUCUGCAUCAUUCAAGUGAAAUAACAUGCGAUUUAGAACAACAAAACAUUGAAAUGCAAAAAAUCAUUAAAGAACGUCGAUUAGAAAUACAAGCAAAUCAAUAUAUUCUUCGUAUUCAACUGAAUGACGAACAAUCAAAAAAGUCAACAAUUUCAACAGAAUUAAAUAUACGCAUAUCAAAAAUAGAAAAAUUAAAAAACAGAUAUGAACUAUUUGCAUUUACAACAGACAGAGAAAAACAGUUAGAUAAUGUUCUUGCACAAGCGCAAUAUGUGAUUAAGGUAGCUCAAAUGAGAGAAGAAUUAUUGAAACAAGGUGAUCAAUUAGAAGCAAUAGUAACGAAAGCGGAAACGGAAUUACGUGCACUAGAAAAUACAGUACAAUUACUCAAUUGGAAUAAUAUUGAUAUUAAAAAAUGUCCAGAAAUAAUUCAAAUAGAAGAAUUGGAAGAACAUUUCAGAACAAUUGUAGAAAAAGUUCGAAUUCGUCGAAAGAUGCUUCGUGAUUACGAUGAAGAGGAACAAACUCAAUCAGUGGAUUUGACUAUGUUCGAAGAACAACUUCAGAACUUUUGUUUAGCUAGUGAAGAAAAGGAGCAUACAUGCUCAAAAUUGAAAGAUGAACUAAAUCGAUUUCGAAUAAAAAUUGAACGAGCAGACAAUCGCAUAAAAAAAAUUCAACAACUGAAUCGAGAACAAAGUCAUGGAAAAAUUCUUGAUGCAAAAGAGUUCGAUGUUGACGUUAAAAUUUAUCACGAAGCAAAUCGAAAAAUUAUGCAAAAUUUGAUUACAUUAUGCUCGUCAUAUGGAGAUGAUGUACUGGCUAAAUUUGAACAAAUAGCAGCAAUGGUAUUAAAAUAA
This is a messenger RNA of Didymodactylos carnosus, 2712 nucleotides long. NCBI's taxonomy places the organism in Eukaryota, Metazoa, Rotifera, Eurotatoria, Philodinida, Philodinidae. The record is from the annotation of a GenBank genome assembly.